Messenger RNA from Lotus japonicus, 552 nucleotides. RefSeq lists its product as uncharacterized. The record is from RefSeq and is a predicted model, not a curated record. The coding region runs from base 1 to 552 and encodes 183 amino acids. The transcript has 3 exons. Lineage: Eukaryota; Viridiplantae; Streptophyta; Magnoliopsida; Fabales; Fabaceae.
AUGAGAAGAUGCCCAAACCCAGUAGAGAGUCAAGAUCCUAAAGCAGGGCCUUCCAAUGCUGCAGGACAAACAACUCAGGAACAACAAACCCAAGCUUCUCAGGUCAUCAAUGAAACACAACCUAUCCAAGUUCCUGCUGGUAAUGGAGGAUCUCAAGAUGUUGCUGCUAAUGAAGGUCAUGACAUAGCUACUGUAAAUGGAAGGUCUCAAUCAUCUCAGGUCAAUGAAACACUACCUAUCCAAGUUGAUGGUAAUGGAGGAUCUGGAUCUCAAGUUGCUGAUGCUGCUAAUGGAGGCUCUCAACUUGCUGGAAAUGGAUGUUCUGGAGGUGCUGCUGCUAAUGGAGGGGCUCAAGUUGCUGGAAAUGCAAGGUCUAGAGUUGCUGCUGCUAAUGGAGGAUCUCAAAAUGCUGGAAAUGCAAGGUUGGAAUCAAAUGGAAGGUCUCAGGUUGCUGCUGCUAAUGGAGGGUCUCAAGCUGCUGGAAAUGGAAGGUCUCAAGCUACUGGAAAUGGAAGGUCUCAAGCAGCUGCAAAUCGAAGAAGGAGGAUUUAA